AACUAAAUAAGGAAUGAUUGUGUGAUCGAUUCAAAAAUUUGUUGUGUUUUGAGACCCUUUUGUGGCUGAAAUUUCCAAAAAUGGUUCGGAUCUCCGAAAGUGAAAGCCAAGAUUCAGAUGAUGAAUUAUAUGAGGUGAUUAAUAUUUUGCAGUAGAUGUAUAAAAAUGUUAUAUCAUUGGGCUAGCAUUCCAAAGGUCGUAGGUUCGAUUCCCACCGUGUCAGGCAUAUUUUUCAAGCUUGCCCGGUGUGGAUAUACACUCAAGAAGUAUAAACAUCACAAGCAUCAUAUUGACUUGAGUACAUUUAUAUACCAACACAGAAAAAAUCAUGUUAUAUCAUCGUUCUUGAAGUGACUGUAUGGAACGUUUCACAUGAAAAUCAAAACAUAAAUAUUCUCGUAUUCCCAUUUUAUGAUUUUAUACCAUUAAACAAUCGAGAUCAAUAAAAUCUAUAAUCGAUGAAAAUCGAGAUCAAUCGAUAUUAACCCUUUAAGUGACCCUACUUUAAAAAUGUGAAGGCCAUAUCCCCUGUUUUGCACAUGAAUAUAUUUCUUGAGUUCAAUCAGAAGCCUGACCUAAUACCUUUUUACCCUAUUGUGCAAUGUGCACCGAUCGAGAGUUUUGGUCGGACAUAUGUAUGAUAGGAAUGUUUGGUAUGAGAAAUUUCCGGUAUCGGUAUACCAAAAAAAUUAUACCGAUAUUAUCGGUAUACCGGUUUUCCAUUGAUAAUUAUAAAGGAAAAUUCUUUAAUGGAAGUUUGAAGGAAAUUUUGAGUAAUUCUAAAAGGGAAAUGAUAAUUUUGAAGCUGUUUCGAACAUGUUUCGAACGACAUGCACAUACUCGGUGUAAAAUCUCACUGAAGUGGAAAUUCUAAAUGAUUGCAGUAGAAAGUUCUUUGAAUUGCCAUUCAGUAGUAAAAUAAAGGUUAUGGUUUCGCCAUAUAGUUGGUAAAUUUAACACGGUAUACAGAAAAAUUCCGGUAUGGUUGAAUAUCGGUAUGGUUGAAUAUCCGGUAUCGAUAUACCGAUAUUGAUUUAAUACCGAUAUUUUCGGUAUAUCGGUAUACCAAACAGUCCUAAUGUAUGAUGAUGUCUGAUGCCAGACUGUAAAGUUUGGCCUGCACUGGGAACGCACAGAAAUUUUAACUGAAUUUCUGUCUGUGCAUUUUCAAGAAAAUCCUACAAAAUCUGCAUAUUUUUGAUGAACUAAUUAUUUGAUGUUUGUGAUGUUACUCCAGAGUGUGCAUCCAUACCGGGCACGGUGGGAAUCAAUCACGCAGUGGUGGGAAUCAAGCGCAGUUCCCAAGUUCGUUGCGAACUUGACAAUAAAGGUCCAUACACGCGAUUCGACAACGCGACACAAUUUUUCGAUUUUCAAUGACCGAUAACUUUGAUCCUAGUUUAAAUUUUCCAAAUAUUUAGAAGCGCUAUAACAUUUUGAGUUAUUUGGUCUACAUAUCUUUCAAAAUUUGCUCUCAUUGGCUGUUUUAUUAACUUUCAAAAACUAAAAAAUUGUGUCGCGUUGUCGAAUCGCGUCCGGUGUGUCUGGACUUUUACGUAAUUUCCAAGUUCGAAAAUUGGGAGCGAACUUCGCAACAAAAUUCACAAGUUUAUUUCAGUGUUUGAACUUUGUUUUUUAUUAAUUUAAUAAUGUAUUCAUCACUGUACAGAGCAAUGCACUGUACAUGUUCAGGCUUUUUUUCAGGGAUUUUUUAGGGCCGUUAAACGGCCCCAAAAACUCAAUCUUGAAUUGAGUUUUGAAACUUAAAUGAAGUUGUUUGAGUUAAAUUUGUGACGUGUGGAAAUUUGUUUUCAGUUGGAAACCCGACAAUUAAGAAAAAAUGGCUGGAAUUCAUCUCACAACACAAGAAAAACUAUGCAUUCGCCAUCUUUAACCAGUUUAUAGUGUCCCUCAGUGCCCCUGCUUUAACACAUUCCGUCUCAACUACAGUUAUUGAGUACAAGUGUCAGCCCCCUAAACUCAAUCUUCUCUGCAAAAACGGACCCAAGAGAAAAUCCGGAAAAAACCCUGAUGUUUAUUUUUUGUUAUUCAAUUAUUCAGUCCACUUUAGGAGUCUCAAGGAUGAUUUCGUAAAAAUCAGAACAUUAGCACGGACCCUGCAUGAACGGGCUCUCAGAAACAUUAUUAAGGAAUAGUGGAUCUUCAGAUGGAAUAGUAAAUAUAAAAAUCGACUAUUCUGGCUGUAUAGUACAAAAAAAUUUAAAUUUCGACCCCUGUUGCAUGUUGGGCCUUGCGAAAAUAGGUAGAGAAAACUCUGAAAGUGGCAUUUCAGACGAUCUAGAGACUCAUUUUUGAAACUCUUCCACUUGAUGCCAACCACGGUAGCAGCUGGUUGAAGUUAUGCAACCAUUCUCAAAUGUUCUGCCUUCAUUUCCACCAUUUACAAUGGAAAAGUUCCCAGCACAAAAAUAAUACUUUAAAACAGUCUGGGUCUGAUGCUCAGUUUCACUUGGAAAUAAGUCUGAAUGACACAAAUUAACAUCACAAUGUAUUGAUUCUGAGCAGUAAAUGAUGUGAGAUAAUUUGUGUCAUUCAUACUUUAUAUUCCCAAGCCAAAAUUUACUUGCUUGCCAAUAACAGUAGGAAGACUUCGACAAUUUAAGCUGUUUUCCACUUGACUAUUUCGCUCGCUGCAACAACAUUUCCAGUUCACUUUUUAUGCACUAAUAUUUAACAAUUAUUCGACGAAGGCGAGGUGAUUAUCGGGGAAUAUUCGCCGAGACAAAGUCGAGGUGAAUAUUCCCCAAUAAUCACCGAGCCUGAGGCAAAUAAUUGUUUUAGUAUUUUUGCACAAGUUUUUGUUGUGUUUUUCUGGUCUGAAUUCAUUUUAAUUUUGUUUAUUUCUUUAUCACUAAUUUCAACAAAACGGCUAGCUGCCAUAUUGAAAAUUUCGAUUUUGUUAUAUUCACCUGUAGGUGAAUAUAACAGAUUAGUAUGUCAAAUUUGACCAAUCACCUUGUAGGAUUUGUUAUGUUCACUUGUGCAAAAAUACUAAUUGUCAUUAAUGGUUUUUCUCUGGCAAAUAUUAGACAUGGUUCAAAUGUACUAAUUUAUCAUAUGAAUGAUAUUUGAAGGCUAGCUGACGGCUGAGUGAGCUCACAGGUAUAAGGAAUUUAUGGUAACAGUUUUUACAUUCAAAAAUCCAUUCAUUCCUGUGAUUGGUCAAUAUCAAAACUAUCUCCCAAGUGAAUGUGUCGAUUUAACCCAUUAAGCUGCAAUGUGCCGCAAUGCACCCCACUUUAUUAUUUUCAUCGAAACAAAAACACCAGACAAUUUCACUCGUUAAGGGGAGAGUCUUCCACAUUUAAUGGUUUAAUUGAAUAUGUUACCUACAAACAGGUUGAAAAGAUUGUGGCAAAACGUAAAAGGCAAGGAAAAGUAGAGUUUCUCAUCAAAUGGAGAGGAUAUAAAUCUGAUGAAAACUCAUGGGAGCCAGAGGAACAUUUAGUUGGCUGUUCUAACAUGAUUAGGGAAUACAACAAAAACGAAAAAGAAAUUAUAACUAGCUUCUCUAAGACAAGGGUACGGUAAAUAAUACGUCUAAUGAAUACACAGUUUAAUAUAUGGGCAUGUAUUUAGAGUUAAAAUAUACAGUAAAUAAUGUUAAUAACUGUAUAAUAUUAUACAGCUAAUUCAAAGAAGGUUGUCAUUCAAAAGUCUAAACCUUAAAGGCUUAAACCCUUGACCUUAAACUCUAAGUGCAAAAAGGGCAACAGAACACAAUGUGUUUGCCAUGUUCAAUAUCAAAAAGAUUUAAUUGUCAUAAUCCUUGUGCGUAUAGCCAAGAUUUACAAUGGAUUUAAAGCAACAAUUUAAGGUCUAUAAUAAAGGUUUAGAGACAACUUUUUUUGAGUUAGCUGUAUCUGCAGAUAUGCAUGUUUCCGCAUUCUACGUCCUUGUGUUUUAUUUUGUGUUUCACUGUUUCUCAACCGCUGUACAGACACUUUGAAAGGUUGCUACAUUAACUGUGUAAUCUACAAAAUAAGUAAUUUUCAGAGCAACGUACGUCAAAAAGAUUUUAGCUUUAAACACUUUUCACUGCAUGCAAAUACAUUUCACUGCAAAUGAAGUAACAAUUUAAGGUCUAAGGUUUAGAGACAACCUUUUUUUGAGUUAGCUGUAUCUGCAGAUAUGCAUGUUUCGGCAUUCUACGUCCUUGUGUUUUAUUUUGUGUUUCUCAUUCGCUACAGACACUUUAAAAGGUUGCUACAUUAACUGUGUAAUCUACAAAAUAAGUAAUUUUCAGAGGAACGCCGAAAAGAUCUUAGCUUUAAACACUUUUCACUGCAAAUACAUAUGCGGCAUUGAAAAAAUUGUCACUUGACAAUACUAGUGAUAUCUUUACCUUGUUUUUUAGCAAAGUCGUGUAAAUGGCCAGUUAAAAAAGUCGCCCGAACCAAAAUCCAUUGGAUCAUUAGAUGACGAUCUGGCAAAAUACCGAAUAUUACACCAGAUAAGCUCGCCACCAGUAUCAUCGUAUCUAGGUACGUGGAGAUUCAUUCUCGAAGGGUUUUGGGAGAUGGAGAUUUCACGUGUAAAUUUCGUACAUUUAUUACACCUAUAACCAGGAGCAGUUGCGAAAAAUGCAACUACAGAGUAUAGCUAUAGGCCAUCUGGUAGGAAUCGAAUCUGCGGCCCAGCGAUUCUAUUUCAAUCCACUAUAUCAACCAAUCGGAAUUUUGCGUUGUUGUGGACAACGCGUAUUUCGUUUCUUGACAUAUCGUCUGCAGUCCCUCCUCCCUUCUAAGGAGGGACCUCUCGCAGUCUAUGAACUUGCUGUUGGAACUCGACAACUAGCCUCUGUGGCUCAGUUGGUUGGUGCGCUGCACUGGAAUCGCAGGUUCGACUCCCGUCAGAAGGAGAAAGAGCGUUAUUUCAUAACUGCAUAAAAAUUUGUCAAACUACUAAAUUAAUCGUAUCAUCAGUUGGAAUAAGAAUGGUUCAACUGACCAUAGAUCGAGCAACGACAUUUUACUAUUUUACACGCUGCGUUAAACUAAAGUCUGGUUUCCAUACGGUCGUAAAAAUAGAGUCACAACCUUUCUCAACGGUCAAUUUAUGAUAAUUUAUACACCUGUAAACCACAUAUAAGUCUUGAGCAUUCUCUAGCUAUAAUUACUCCGCGUAUGCUCAGUUCUAAAAUGUAAGUUGUAUUUCGGCUGAUGAGAAAGAUCGUGACUCAAUCUUUAUGACCGUUACGACCAUAUUGAAACCAGACUUAAAGGGGCAAUGUCACCGAUUUUUUACCUAAAAUACCGUUUAUUCAAAAACUGAACUACAAAGUUAAAAAUAAACAUUGUAAAUGGAUUAAGUUAUGAUAUAUGAGUCAUAUUAAACAACUUUGAACUUCCACGAAACAUGUAAUAUGACAUUUUCAUAAAAAUUGACUAAAACUUGAAAAAGUGUCUGCCAACAAUUAAUCAAGAUGCCAUUUACAAUCCAUCUCAAUCCUGGCGUAAUCUUGCCCAUCCAGACUUCUGUACAUGUUUUUUGUGUCUGUUAUUGCUUUAUUUUGUGCUUACACUCAUUCUUUUUCAGUUUUGGGCAAAAUUUGCGAGGGUUGGAAUUGCCCAAAAAUCGGUGACAUUGCCCCUUUAAACAGCACAUAAUUCAUAUAUUGGACGAGACCAGAUUAAGUUUCAAAAAUAACUUCGUCAUGCAUAAACUCACUUUUUUGUUUUAAGUCUGGUUUCCAUAUGGUCGUAACGGUCGCAAAGAUUGAGUCACGAUCUUUCUCAUCAGCCGAAAUACAACGUUUUAAAACUGAAAGUACGUGGUUUACAAUUACAGGUACAGUAUAAACUAGAAACUGGCCGUUGAGAAAGAUCGUGACUCUAUUAUUGCGACCAUAUAUGCCUGGAAACCAAGCUUAACGCAGUGCAGCAUAGUGCUAUGCAUUCAAAUUCCAACAGUACCUUGAGACACCCUGUAUAUUAAAUCACUUAAAUCUUCGUCUCUUUAGGAAAGAGAACAAAGCACUCAGAAAUGAAGCCAACACGAGAGGAAAAGCCGCCCAUCAAAGACAAUACCUCGGUGACUAACAAGAAAUCUAUCCUCAAAAUAUUAGCAGCGAUAACAUUGUUUAUAUUGCUCAUUUUAGCCUUGGUACAACCUGUAGGCAUUCGAAGUAAGAUCUCUGGUACUGUCAAUACUUAGCUUUCGUCUUUUAGAUUUUAGUUAGCACAUGUGUGUAUAAUUAUAUACAGUGGCACUAGGGGGGAGGGGGGGAGGAUAAAUUUCGAAAACAUUUGAUCAAGAGUGGAAAAAAUAUUUUACUUUCUGGGAACGCGAGAGAACGUUGAAAAUGUCCUCCAAACAAUCAAGUAAAUGAACACUCGGACACUGCAACUGUGUGGCACUAGCAAGCAGUUGUCAAACUGGAUGUCAUGCUGUAAUUUAACAGCAAAAAAUUAUUUCAGUUCAAUGCGAAUCUUAAUAGUGCUUUUAGGAAUAUAACACGAAACUAAUUUCGAUAACAUACAUCAGGGUCUGAUCCUAAUGAGUAAUUGCCCGUUUACACUUGCAAUUCUGCUGCGAUUUCUAGUGAGAAUUUCUUGCUCUGAUGGAUUUGAGCGAGUAAAUGAGUUGCGAAUGUUCAACCUCGUACCCAGGUUCUACCUCGCUUGAAUUGAGACCCUGGUAUCGGCUGGUCACGUGACCCGUCAUAUUAUAGCGGAUUUGCUCAAUUGUUUUAUAAGUAGAUAUUGUCACAGAAUAAGAAGUUACAGCAGAAGCGUAACUCAAGCAAGUAUUUGUACGCGUUUUUACAAACGAUUCGUCAUCAAUCACGCCAUUCUGGCUAGUACAACCGGCACUUUGUACCUACCAAAACCUGAUAAAAACUUCCGGCUGUACUAGCCAGGAUGACGUGGAUUGGCGUGAGCGAGUUAACAUUUUCGUGGACGUAAAACAAUAAGGGAAACGACUAGAGUUACGCUUCUGCUGUAACUUCUUAUUCUGUGAUAUUGUAGUAAACAUUAAUAGUCUUAAAAUAACAUUACAAAACAAACCAUCUCGGUUACUAUCCUUUCCCUAAAAACAAAUCCGCCAAAAUAUGACGGGUCAGGUGACCAGCCGAUACCAGGGUCUCAAUUUAAGCGAGGUAGGAGCGAAGAUUGAGAACCUGGGUACGAGGAUGAUGAAUGUUCUGAGUAUAUCCUCAUCUUAACAUUUAUUUUAUUUUACCAGUUUGCCAUUCUUAAAGAUAUAAAGUUACAGUAACUAUAAAUUACACAAUGACCACACAGAGAUAAAAUCUCCAAUAACGGGGUUCCAUUACUUUCAUAACUUAUCCACUUUUUCACAUGCAUUACAAGAAGAAAAGAAGUGUCGAGAGCCCUUAAGGUAAAUACAAAUGCAAAAAAAGGACACUACUAGGGGGCACUAUCACGGGAAACUCCCGAGUAACAAAAAUUGGUGACUCUCAACUAUCAUUCUAUUUGACCGGCGCUUAACUGUCUAACCAGGCCUUAAAAUAUCGGUCGGUCACGGACAUUGUACGACCCAUUCGUGAAAUUGUCCGACGUAAAGAGGAAACCACCGGACAUUCUGUCCGACUUAAGUGCAACUGAGGUUUAUUGCUUGUCCAACCCGAGUGUAUUGGUGUCCGACCGAACUGUAGCUUUGUCUAACGUAAAUCAAAAUGUACCCUAGUCCAGGACUAGAGGCUCGUAUAAUGGAGAAUCAGAGUAGUGCAUAAAAAGUGGAAAUGUUGUUUUAAUGUAAUCGAGGGCGGGGCGGCGAACGAAAUGGUGAAGUGAAAAAUGGGCUUAAGUUGUCGAACUCUUACUGCUGUUCUUGGCAAGCAAUAACGUUAAUUUUGGCUUGGAAAUUAACGGCCGGGUCCAGCACAUUUGCCGUUCAGAAUUAAUACAUUGUGCUGAUAUUAAUUUGCGUCAUUCGGACUUAUUUCCGAGACAAACUGAACUGAAGGUUAUCGGACAUCAUCACUAUAUGUCCGACCCAAACUCAAAGUCAUCGGACAUUUUGUCAGACGACCCUAUAAAAGAUAUUUUAAGGCCUGGUGUAACACAAAGAGAUAUGACAAUUAUUUUUCGACCAUGAAAGCAUGUAGGCUAUAGAUCGAGUUAUACAUUGCAUCGAAUUUAGGGCAAUUAAGAUUUCCAGCAGCAAACGCGGUCAUAUGGUGACAACAUAAAUUCCCUCACCUUCCCUCCAAUAUUUUGCGAAGUGUGUGCCACUGUGUAUAUUUAGAUUUAUGGCAUUUUUUUUUAGUGGUUUUAUGGUGUUAUUUAUUGUACAUAUAUAUAUAUAUUCAUAUUCAUUAUUAAAGACUCUGUUAAAGUUGUGCACAUUUACUGUGCAAUUCACUGCAGCUGUAUGACGUAUGUCAGGGUAUAUCGAGAACCUAAGGCUAAGGUUAUUAUAAUUAAUAUAUUGAGUAUUUAUGAUUCCCAGUUAUAUAUUUUGAAACAUUUUUUCUGUGUGAUUGGGUAAAACAAAUUUUUACUUUGCCAGAACUUAACAGCCUCUAACAGAAUAAUAUGGAUUGCAGUUGCAUCAAUCCUACAUUUACAUUUAGCGUUUAGCUAAUUCACCAUUGAAAAUGAGCAUGUAUGUACAAAAAUUGAAAAACAUCGAUCGGAUACACUUACAGUAGACCUUUUUUAUUAUUAUUAUUAAAACUUUAUUUAAAGAAGGUUAAUUUACAAGGAAAUAUGCCAGUUUAGCUUUCGCUAAUCUUCCACUGGACCUUCUAAAGUUAACUAUAUAAUCGAAUAUAUUUACAUGCAGUACAAUUUACAUUUCUACAGACUACAGUAUACAUAAUUACAUAAAGUACAUAUCGAUAUAGGUAUAAAAAAAAUGGAAUUAACAUACACUGUACAUCUUAUGAGUUAUUUUUGUACAUAUCCAAAAACAAUUCAUGGGCUUUACGCUUGAAUGCUUGAAAUUAGCUGGAAGAUCUAAUAUCUGGUGGCAACUUAUUAUAAAAAGAUGCUCCAGUGUACCGAAGUCCACUCCUGGUGAUUGAUAGUUUAUAGUUUGGUAUCCAUAAGUCCAUAUUGGCAGUGCUUCUUGUAUUUUCAUAUAGUAUAUUAUCCUAUGAAAAUACAAUGACGUAAACAUCGGAAUCUGCAUGUAUAAUGAGCUACACAAAUAAAUCGCUUGAUAGCAAAUUGAGACGAACUUUAUACGUAUUUUAAAGCGUUUAAUGCAUUUUUACACAUUUGCUGGGCUGCCUAUGGCGCGAGCCAGCAAGUGUAAUCACG
Paramuricea clavata is the source of this 9254-nucleotide messenger RNA. The record is from the annotation of a GenBank genome assembly. Lineage: Eukaryota; Metazoa; Cnidaria; Anthozoa; Malacalcyonacea; Plexauridae.